This is a messenger RNA of Scomber scombrus (Atlantic mackerel), 2707 nucleotides long. RefSeq names its product transforming growth factor beta receptor-like (gene tgfbr2l). Gene Ontology annotation, molecular function: SMAD binding; ATP binding; type I transforming growth factor beta receptor binding. Gene Ontology annotation, cellular component: plasma membrane; signaling receptor complex. Lineage: Eukaryota; Metazoa; Chordata; Actinopteri; Scombriformes; Scombridae. Gene Ontology annotation, biological process: protein phosphorylation; cellular response to growth factor stimulus; heart development. The coding region runs from base 48 to 2024 and encodes 658 amino acids. The transcript is spliced from 8 exons. The record is from RefSeq and is a predicted model, not a curated record.
CGACAGACCGAGCGCCUGUGUGUUUUUCCGGCUGACUUUGCCCGCAGAUGAUGGCUCGGUGCUGGACGUUUUGGGCCGGGAUCGUCGUCCUUCUGACUGUCUGGCUUCCAGUUGCUGUCGAGUCAUUAAGCCAUCUGAACUUCAACCUGUGUAAGUGGUGUGAGGUGUCCAGUCCAGUGUGUGAGAACAGCGUCUGCUUUAGUAACUGCAGUCUGAACUCUUUCUGCAACGUCAUUGAGGAGAUCUGCAUCACAAUAUGGAGGAAGACCAACGACACCAUGACGGUGCACACAAUGUGUCACAAUCCCACUCUGCCACUAGAGGGCGUAGACCCUGGCCUCCUGCUGAACUUCACCUCCAGGGAGUGUCACAUGGUUUCACAGCCUGCAGAGGAUGGAGCCAUGAUGGUCUGUGGCUGCCAGGGCGAACACGAAUGUAAUGAUAAACUCAUCUUUGACAAGGGAGCCAAUGGCUUCUCCAAGCUGCAGAGUAAAGAUGUGAUCCCGGUGGUGAUGGUUAGUUUGGUUCCUCCUGUCCUGGUGGCCUUAAUCACCACCGCUGCUUUCUACUACUACCGCACACACCACCCUGGCAAACCUGGCCCUCCUGCACGCCCUGACUGGCCCACCAAACGCACCCCAGAGCACUACCGGGCUUUGGAUCAUCCAUGUGGAGGUCUGGCGGCACAGCAAGAGGUUGGAGUAGGUGGAAGUGUAAUGAGUACUGCAGCUGACAGAGAGGAGUAUAAUGCCAAGGUGCCAUCUCUCAACAAUGACAUCAUCAAUGACAUGACACACUGGCAGGGUCGGCUUUUUGAACCACUGCCGAUCAAACUGGAGGUCCUGGUGGGGAAGGGGCGCUUUGCUGAAGUGUGGAAGGCGCGUCUGCUGCAUGGCGAGAAGGGUGAACUUAACAAUUAUGAAACUGUGGCAGUGAAGAUGUUUCCAGCUGUAGAGUAUGCCUCGUGGAGAAAUGAGUGCUCCAUCUUCUCUGAUCCCAAGCUGGUGCAUGACAACGUGGUUCGAUUCCUUGCAGCUGAAGAGAGGGGCCCACCCAGCCAAGCCCUCAGGAAGUACUGGUUGGUUUUGGCCUAUCACAGCCUCGGGAACCUGCAGGACUUCCUCACUGCAAACAUAUUGAGCUGGAAGGAACUUGUUGCCAUGGCAGGCAGCAUCGCUCGGGGGUUAGCUCAUCUCCAUAGUGACACAACACCGAGUGGUAUUCCCAAGGUGCCAGUUGCCCAUCGGGACCUAAAGAGCAGUAACAUUGUGGUAAAGGGCAACGAGGAGUGUGCUCUGUGUGACUUUGGUCUGGCAUUGAGACUGGACCUCUCGCUUACUGUCGACGACUAUGCCAACAGUGGACAGGUGGGGACAGCUCGCUACAUGGCUCCUGAGGUACUUGAGUCCAGGGUGAACCUGGAGGACCUUGAGGCCUUUAAACAGAUAGAUGUUUACUCAAUGGCUCUGGUCCUCUGGGAAAUGUCUUCCCGCUGCCAUGUCAUUGGAGAGGUGAAGAACUAUGAACCAGCAUUUGGCUCCAAGGUGUGUGAGCAGCCCUGUGUGGACAGUAUGAGAGACUUAGUGCUGAGAGACCGAGGACGUCCUGACAUCCCUUCAGCAUGGACACAACACCAGGGGAUGAGUGUCUUCUGCUCCACCAUCACUGAGUGCUGGGACCACGACCCCGAGGCCAGACUGACAGCUCACUGUGUGGUGGAGCGCUUCAAUGUCCUGCAGCAAGAGGAUGAGGAGGAAGAUGAGGGAGGUGGAGGCCACGAGGAAGGAGAGGAAGAGGAACUGACGCAAGAAGCUGACAGAGAGGAAGAGGGAGAGAAAGAAAAGGAGUCAGAGAUACUGGACAAUAGCCAGAUUCAAAGCGUUCCUGUUUCCCCUCAUUCCCUCUCCACCACUGCUCCCUCAUCCUCCUCUUCUUUCUCCUUCCAGGUUCCUCAGCAGGAAACAAAAAGAGGCAGUACAGAGGUAUCCCAUGAUUCCCUGGUUCUCACUGGUUCUAUGGUGUGAGCAGAGGACUUCACCCUCCGUAUUAGUAUAUUUGCUGGUUUUAUGGAGUGUACCAUUAUUUGCUGUACUGAAGGCCUGGUUCUGUGGAUGGCAGUUUCAGUGGGUGAUCCCCUGACUUUGUCUCGAGUUUUUGUACAAAAAAUGAAAAUGCAAUGCUCAGAAAUGACCUUUAUCAAAUCAAUGUUGUGCUGUGAUUUUGCAUUCUGAGCUAUUCCAAGCUAUUGGCAAGGCUCUGGGGAUGGUCGUAUUUCAGUCCGUCAGUUAGUCGGGUGAUCCACCAUUUUGGUCCAGACUGAAAUAUAACUAUUGGAUGGACUGUUCUCAAAUUGUAGUACAGAUAUUCAUGUUCCCCUCAGGAGGAAUUAUGAUAAUGUUUUUAAAAAUUGGGUAAUCCAUCUAGUGCCAUCAUCAGGUCAAAAUACAGAGUUGGUCUGAAUGGACUAUGAGAAACAGCAAAUAGAAGAGAGUUACAAUAACCUUUCUUAGUCUGCCUGGGAGAGAAAUAGUCUGACUCUGGCAUGAUUCCUGAAAUGAUAAAAGAACACUUCAGUUAUGUUUCAAAUUCCUAACCAUUUUGGUGAGGCUCAAUGAUAACACCAAGGUGCUUGACCUGUUCCUAGGUGUGAAAAUGAUUUUAUGUGGUCAAACCGUUUUUCUCUUAGCUUGAUUCAGCUGUAAGAAGU